ACCGUACCAGAACGUCCAGAGCUACCGGUCCCCGGUGAUGACUACAGAAGGGUUGUGUUUCACCUUCAACGGGCUUGCGGCUGACGAAAUAUUCAACAUUGAGCAAUAUGUUUACUGAAAUAUUCAUCUGUCCUUAGACAGUUCUUAGAAGAUAUAACACCAAACCAGAACGUCCAGAGCUACAUGUCCCCAGUGAUGACUGCAGAAGCAUAGUACAAAGAGUGGGGAAUUAGGUUAUCUUCAUACAAAUGCAUCGCGCGCGGCUUGUAUGUGGCGCCAUAGUAUCUAUGCGUCGCCGCACGCACACUCAAACAAAAUCUCGACCCGUUUCUCAGUGCGUCAGUCAGUCAGUCAGUUUAAAUAUAUGUAUGAAGAUAAACUACUUCCCCACUCUUUGCACUAUGGCAGAAGGGUUGUGUUUCACCUUCAACGGGCUUGCGGCUGACGAAAUAUUCAACAUUGAGAACGUCCAACCGAAGUACAUUUUAUCCAACGUGUCGCUGUACAGGAGCCAAGGCUGGUCUCCGGAUCUUGGCUAUUUCAGCACAGAACAGAAAAAUGAAGAAACGCGAACUGAUCUACCGUAUCCUAGACGCGGCGAGGAAAGUAAACUGGAUUCUGCUGACUUUAGAUUGACCCUGCAUGAUACUUUGCGCCGUGAUUUUCUAUGCGACGGCACCUUUUUCCAAGGUUUUAAGGUGUUCCUCCACCACCCGGCAGACCUGCCGCAGUCGACGCUCAACUACUACGCUGCGCAGGCGCACGAACGCGUCACCUUGGCUGUCAAAGUCAACGUUGUCACCACCUCCGACUCACUGGCUGACUACUCGAUGGAACUGCGUCAGUGUUACUUCCCUUCAGAAAGAGCCCUGAAGUACUUCAAGGUGUACACACCGAGCAACUGCAGGCUGGAGUGUCUCACCAACCACACCAUCGAGAGCUGCGGCUGCGCCUGGUUCUACAUGCCGCGUGACAACAAAACACCUUUAUGUACAACCGCAAAUAAUAAAAAGUGUGUUGAAGAAGUGCUAGGUCAUUAUGUCACGAGCGAAGGCGAGUUUAGCAACAACGGCACAGACCGUUGUAACUGCUUGCAGUUGUGCCACAGCGUGCAGUAUGAGGCCGAGCCCGUCAGGACCAACUUCGAUUUCACCGCUUUUGACGAAGCCAGACACAAGUUUAGGAACGAGCUGAAUGGGUUGACAGAACCAUAUAAAUCUCUCAUAGACGGGCUAACCAGGAUCGAGAUGUACUUCAAGGACGCUCAGUUCGUGACGAUGCAACGCAAGGAACUGUUCGGGGCGACGGACUUUCUGGCCGAAUGUGGGGGGUUAGGAGGGGUGUUCCUAGGUUUCUCCUUCCUGAGCCUCGUGGAGCUCAUCUACUACUGUACUUUAAGAUUAUUCUGCAAGUUUAACGGACAAACCGAUGAAGAUAAAGGGAAGAAUGGUAAUGCAGUGCCCCACGCCAGCGAACUUCAGCCAUAUGAAGCGCGCGAUAUCAAAGACUAAUCGUCCCAGUGCUCAACAACCUAAUGCCCAAUAGAUGACACCCUGUCCUCACCUCUAUAGCUAAUAUCUCAUGAUAUUGCGAUAAAAUGAUAACUUAACGUUCGUAUGUUCUAGGAAUCGGGUCCGACGUAGAAGCGACAUCAUGCAUGAAAUAAAAUAAACAAAAUCUUUUAGGCGUUUUGUACAAAAAAGAUUACUCUUUAUUUUUGGACUGUGCUGUGCCUAAAAUAAUAUAUUAUUAUAAGUUAC
Molecule: messenger RNA, 1760 nt
Organism: Cydia pomonella (codling moth)
Lineage: Eukaryota; Metazoa; Arthropoda; Insecta; Lepidoptera; Tortricidae
Product: pickpocket protein 28-like
Exons: 9
Coding region: 249-1511 (420 amino acids)
Biological process (GO): sodium ion transmembrane transport
Cellular component (GO): membrane
Molecular function (GO): ligand-gated sodium channel activity
Source: RefSeq, a predicted model, not a curated record